Messenger RNA from Penicillium pulvis, 456 nucleotides. RefSeq names its product E2 ubiquitin-conjugating protein RAD6 (gene ubc2). The transcript has 4 exons. Gene Ontology annotation, molecular function: ubiquitin conjugating enzyme activity. The coding region runs from base 1 to 456 and encodes 151 amino acids. Gene Ontology annotation, cellular component: HULC complex. The record is from RefSeq and is a predicted model, not a curated record. Gene Ontology annotation, biological process: protein polyubiquitination; proteasome-mediated ubiquitin-dependent protein catabolic process; DNA repair. Lineage: Eukaryota; Fungi; Ascomycota; Eurotiomycetes; Eurotiales; Aspergillaceae.
AUGUCGACCUCUGCUCGCCGUCGCCUUAUGCGUGACUUUAAGCGCAUGCAAACCGACCCCCCCGCUGGCGUCUCUGCCUCACCAGUAGCCGACAACGUCAUGACCUGGAAUGCUGUCAUUAUUGGCCCCGCGGACACGCCCUUUGAGGAUGGUACUUUCCGUCUGGUGAUGAAUUUCGAGGAACAGUACCCAAACAAGCCACCUGGUGUCAAGUUUAUAAGUCAAAUGUUUCACCCGAAUGUAUAUGGCACGGGCGAACUCUGUCUGGAUAUUCUCCAGAACCGCUGGAGUCCAACAUACGAUGUGGCGGCCAUUUUGACUAGCAUCCAGAGUUUGCUCAAUGACCCCAACACCUCUUCUCCGGCCAACGUCGAAGCCUCGAACCUUUACAAGGACAACCGCAAAGAAUACAUCAAACGUGUCCGAGAGACCGUGGAGAAAAGCUGGGAGGAUUAA